This is a messenger RNA of Aspergillus wentii DTO 134E9, 2550 nucleotides long. RefSeq names its product Zn(II)2Cys6 transcription factor. Gene Ontology annotation, cellular component: nucleus. The transcript is spliced from 12 exons. Gene Ontology annotation, molecular function: zinc ion binding; DNA-binding transcription factor activity, RNA polymerase II-specific; RNA polymerase II cis-regulatory region sequence-specific DNA binding. Bases 70 to 2484 code for a protein of 804 amino acids. Gene Ontology annotation, biological process: DNA-templated transcription; positive regulation of transcription from RNA polymerase II promoter by galactose. NCBI's taxonomy places the organism in Eukaryota, Fungi, Ascomycota, Eurotiomycetes, Eurotiales, Aspergillaceae. The record is from RefSeq and is a predicted model, not a curated record.
GCGUGGACAACGGCAUGGAUUAAUUGUAGGAUACUCACCACGGUCGGACAAUUGCUGCUAUCUCAAGUAAUGGAUCCCAGCAGGGACGGUGGUGUUGAACCUCCCAAGCCCCGCGCGACUCGGCGAACGCCCCGAGCCUCGCGCGCUUGCGAGACUUGUCGAGUGAGAAAGACCAAGUGCGAUCAAAACCAACCGUGUUCAUAUUGUGCCUAUCAUUCACUCGACUGUGUCUUUCGAAGUGCUCCGAACAGAGCUUCAGUUGCAGCUGGAAAGAGACAUUCGAGGAUUACAAAAAUCCAACAAAAUAAUAAAGCAAGACCGUCGCCAUGGCCUGAAGUCAAUCAGAAUGCCCAACAACACCUGCAGAAUGAGAGCAACGCUGCAGAUACCCUCAUCACCCUGCAUCAGAAUGAUUCACCGGGCUUGCUACAUGGAGGGACGCCUCGGAUUUUUCGCAGCGAUGCAGACACCAUUGCUGGUACACCAGUUCGUUUUGAAAGGAGCGAUAAUCGAGAUGACGGGGUGAUAGCGGACACCCCCGAGCUGGGUGAUUCAGCAUCACGAGAAGGACUGAGUGGCGUCAAUCUCCACACAAAUGGCACUGAGUUUUAUGGCACUUCUUCGAAUCUGGCUUUUCUUGGUAAUCUCUAUGCUAGAGCCCAGAACCAAGCAGACAACAGGACUUUGAAUACAUCUGAAGGGAUUUAUUUACGAGAUUCAUUGCAGGAAAGGAAUGCCUUUCCUUCACAACCGUCCAAUAGUGCAAAACCGACAUCUGACAAGGGACAGCUCUCUAUUGUGAAUCUGCUGUAUAAUCCAAGUUAUCCAAGUCAUUCUCCUCCGUCGCAAGAGGAACGAGAUAGAACCUUGCAGCAUGAUAGCUUGGGGAAUACAUCUCAACCCACCACUCCAGCCUCCAUCAUCGACCAAAUAUCAGGAGAAGCACAGCUAGAAAUCGAAAAAAUGUUCAUCAGCAGCUACUUUUCCAACAAACACUACAUGCAUCCCAUGCUAUGCAAAAGCACCUUUAUGCGCCGCUGCGAACACGAGGCUUUCAUCAUUUCCAAACGUCCCGUCUUUUCUCGCGGAUCUUCCAAUUUUGCAGGUCUCUAUUUUGCCGUCGUUGCGUUGGGCGCCAUCAACGCCAGUCCAAAUGAGACUUCGCUUUUGGAUCAUUACUGCACUUAUUCACCUGAUCCGAGGAAAUCGGGCACUGGGGCUAGAUACUCGGCGUUGGAGUUGGCGAGUUACUAUUUCGGUAUCGCAAAACAGGCAUUGGGGGAUUUAUUCGAGAGCUCUUCUUUGGAGAGUGCACAGGCUCUUCUUCUGAUGAGUGUAUUCUGCCAGAAUGCUUUACGACCGCAUAGCUGCUUCAUGUAUAGUGGCAUGGCUGUGAGAACGGCAAUUGCAAUUGGAUUGGCAUCGGGGAUGUCGUCCAUAUCGCUGAGUCUACGAAAGGAGGGAAGACGGACGUGGUGGUGUAUCUAUUCACAUGAAAUUGAAAUGUGCUGUUCAUCCGGCCGCCUAGACAGCAUGAAAGAACUCCACUACUACCAAGUCGCCCUGCCAACACUAAAGAAAGACACAUCUGACCAAGACCCCGACGCAGAAGACAACUACGUCGCCAUGAUCCCCGUCAUGGUAGCACUCGCCCAGAUCAUGUCCGAAGCAUCCCACCUCCUCUACCACUCCACCAAACGCUCCAUGACCGAAAUGUCGCAAAUAGCCAUGUCUCUAGAUCAGAAGUUAUGGGCGUGGAAAGCGAAUAUACCUGCCUUCUUAGCACCGGAUGUUGCGGCGCUGAAUGAUCCCGAGUGGGCGUUUAAGCAGAAAUUGGCGUUACGGUUGAGGUUCUAUGGUACUCGAAAUCUCAUCCACCGUCCGUUCCUGGUGACAUCUACGUCGUCUACGGACUCUUCCCCGGAAUUCCUCCAACACGUCCAUAUUUGUCUUGAUGCCGCGAGAUCGGGCAUUCAAAUGCAGCACGAAUCUUUCAUGCACAGGAUCUACAUUCGAACAUGGUGGUAUAAUACAACCUACGCCUUAUACAGCGCCAUGAUCCUCCUGCACCUCGUCCUCUCCAACUUCCCCGGCAUUCCCGAUGAAGAAAUCCUCCAAGACGUCGACAAGAGCCUCGAAAUCUUCGAGUCAAUGGAUAAUAUCAUCGUAGCGAGACGCUGCGCGGAAAUGAUCCGGGGCGUGCUGGAAGUGGCGCGGACGUGUCUUGCGCGACGGCCUGGGCCUGGGCCUUCGUUUCCUGCGUUUAAUACAGCGCAGGCGCAAACACACCUUGAACCGGGAUUACAGAGUAAUGUUGGUGGUGGAGGCGUGGAUGAGGAUUUCUUUUCUUCGCUGUUUAGUCAGGAUUCGCAUGGGCAGCCGGAUACGCGAGCGGAGAUUUUGGCGAAUUUGGUGGAUCCGGGGAUUUUGGAGGAUUUUGCUUUUGGGGGUGGUGGGGAGGAUUUUUCUUUUUUCUUGUCGUAGGCUUAGUAUAUAGAUGUAAGAUCGGUAUCAUACAAGGAAAGAGAAAACUACAGAAGAUAAGUAUGC